AACAGAUUCUCUCGCAUUGGGCGAAUGCGUACGUUAGACUAUUCUUCUACCUUGCUCCGCUCGCGUCUUCCUAUCGACCUCUUCUUUUCCUGCUCUUCUUCUUUCACCCCCCUCUUCCUCUCCUCGUACUUCCUUUUGUCCUCCUCGAUCUCCCCUCUUUUUGGUGGUUGUUGUGGAAUUAGUGCGAGAAACGUACGAAUAGGGUUUUCAAGGAAAGAGGGUCGGUGCCGGAAGGAGAAGCAGCCGCGAUUCGGUCCCUGGAACACAUGCUAUGAGAAAAGGAGAGAGAUUUCUUUGGAUGUUAUGCUCUCUCUAGGCGCUGCUGCUUUCUUGUUUUUAGAUUCUCGCUGAGCGCGGUUUGGACAUGGCCGGAGGCAACGAGAUUAACGCCAAUGAGUCCAAGAUGGCGGUUCCCCUCAACACCUGGGUCCUCAUCUCCAACUUCAAGCUGGCCUACAACCUGCUGCGUCGCCCGGACGGCACCUUCGACCGCCACCUCGCCGAGUUCCUCGACCGAAAGGUCCCUGCCAAUGUCACCCCCGUCAACGGAAUCAUCUCCUUCGACGUCCUCAUCGACCGCCCUAACAAUCUGGUCGCUCGCAUCUACCGCCCCGCUCCCGCCACGGCGGCAGGCUCCAUCCCUAUCUUCACCGACCUCUACCAGCCGCCUUCAUACGAUACGUUUCCGGUCAUCAUAUUCUUCCACGGCGGAAGCUUCGCGCACUCCUCGUCCAACAGCGCCAUCUACGACUCCCUCUGCCGCCGGUUCGUCUCCCUCUGCGACGCCGUAGUCAUCUCGGUCAAUUACCGGCGGGCACCGGAGUACAAGUAUCCCUGCGCAUACGACGACGGGUGGGCGGUUCUCAAGUGGGCGAGCGCAGAGCCAUGGCUUCGCAGCGGGAAAGAGGGCAAGCUUCGAGUGUUCCUCGCAGGGGACAGCUCCGGGGGUAACAUCGCCCAUCACGUGGCCGUAAGGGCGGCGGAGUCUGGAAUCGAAAUCGCCGGCAACAUCCUCCUGAAUUCCAUGUUCGGCGGCAACCGCAGGACAGAAUCCGAGCAGAGGUUGGACGGCAAAUACUUCGUCACCAUUCAAGACAGGGAUUGGUAUUGGAAAGCAUUUCUCCCUGAGGGGGCAGACAGAGAUCACCCUGCUUGCAAUCCCUUCGGUCCCAAUGGCGUCCGGCUCGAAGGGCUUCCUUUCCCCAAAAGCCUCGUCAUAGUUGCAGGGUUGGAUCUCGUCCAGGACUGGCAGUUGGCCUACGCCGAAGGCUUGAAGACGGCCGGACACUUUGUGAAGGUCGUCUACCGCGAGCAGGCCACCAUUGGAUUCUACUUGUUGCCCAACACCAACCAUUUUUACGAAGUCAUGGAGGAGAUCAAGGAGUUCGUCCGUUUUAACCUGUAGUCGACACACUGAUACACAGAUUGAUGUAUAUCAAAAGCAUGACUAAAUACUGUUCUUCACGGCGGUGCUACUUGUGCUUCAUCAUUUUUUUUUCUGGGUUGAUUCAGAUUUGUGAUGCUCCGGGAACUGUUCUAUUGAAUCUGAUGCCUGAUUACAGUAGCAUGGCUAAACACUCGAGCUCUUAAUCUUGACUAAUACUAACUCAUCAUGUUCUUCGCCUUC
Messenger RNA from Zingiber officinale, 1627 nucleotides. Its product is annotated as gibberellin receptor GID1C-like. NCBI's taxonomy places the organism in Eukaryota, Viridiplantae, Streptophyta, Magnoliopsida, Zingiberales, Zingiberaceae. The coding region runs from base 365 to 1405 and encodes 346 amino acids. Gene Ontology annotation, cellular component: nucleus; cytoplasm. The transcript has 2 exons. Gene Ontology annotation, molecular function: hydrolase activity; gibberellin binding. The record is from RefSeq and is a predicted model, not a curated record. Gene Ontology annotation, biological process: positive regulation of gibberellic acid mediated signaling pathway; floral organ morphogenesis; raffinose family oligosaccharide biosynthetic process.